GCCGGGCUGAAAAAGGAUCCUGACAGAAAGCUAGAGGCGUAAAGGAGCCUGAAGAAUCUCAUGUAACUCUGGGAACUGUUUUACAGAAGCAAGAGUGCCAGUGAAGAGCUUUGAAGUGUGAAGAGAUUUCCUGUAAUUGAAACCAAAAUGUCAUUUAUAGAUCCUUAUCAGCACAUUAUAGUGGAGCACCAGUAUUCCCACAAGUUCACGGUUGUGGUGUUACGUGCCACCAAAGUGACAAAGGGGGCCUUCGGUGACAUGCUUGACACUCCAGAUCCCUAUGUGGAACUUUUCAUCUCCUCAACCCCUGACAGCAGGAAGAGAACAAGACAUUUCAAUAAUAACAUAAACCCUGUGUGGAAUGAGACCUUUGAAUUUAUUUUGGAUCCUAAUCAGGAAAAUGUUUUGGAGAUUACGUUAAUGGAUGCCAAUUAUGUCAUGGAUGAAACUCUGGGGACAGCAACCUUUCCAAUAUCGUCUAUGAAAGUGGGAGAGAAGAAAGAAGUUCCUUUUAUUUUCAACAGAGUCACUGAAAUGAUUCUGGAAAUGUCUCUUGAAGUUUGUUCAGCCCCAGACCUCCGAUUUAGUAUGGCUCUGUGUGAUCAGGAGAAAGCUUUCAGACAACAGAGAAAAGAAAACAUAAAGGAAAACAUGAAGAAACUCCUGGGUCCAAAGAAGAGUGAAGGCUUGUAUUCGACACGUGAUGUGCCUGUGGUAGCCAUAUUGGGCUCUGGUGGAGGGUUCCGAGCCAUGGUGGGAUUCUCCGGGGUGAUGAAGGCACUGUAUGAAUCAGGAAUUUUAGAUUGCGCUACUUAUGUUGCUGGUCUUUCUGGUUCCACAUGGUACAUGUCAACCUUAUAUUCCCACCCUGAUUUUCCAGAGAAAGGGCCAGAGGAGAUUAAUGAAGAGCUAAUGAAAAAUGUUAGCUAUAACCCCCUUUUACUUCUCACACCACAGAAAAUUAAAAGAUAUGUUGAGUCUUUAUGGAAGAAGAAAAGCUCUGGACAGCCUGUCACCUUUACUGAUAUCUUUGGCAUGUUAAUAGGAGAAACACUAAUUCACAAUAGAAUGAAUGCUACCUUGAGUAGUUUGAGGGAAAAAGUCAAUACUGCACAAUGCCCAUUACCUCUUUUCACCUGUCUCCAUGUCAAACCCGAUGUUUCAGAGCUGAUGUUUGCAGAUUGGGUUGAAUUUAGUCCAUAUGAGAUUGGCAUGGCUAAAUAUGGGACUUUCAUGGCUCCUGACUUAUUUGGAAGCAAAUUUUUUAUGGGAACAGUUGUGAAGAAAUAUGAAGAAAACCCUUUGCAUUUCUUAAUGGGUGUCUGGGGCAGUGCCUUUUCUAUAUUGUUCAACAGAGUCUUAGGAGUUUCUGGCUCACAAAAUAAAGGUUCCACAAUGGAGGAAGAAUUAGAAAAUAUUACAGCAAAGCAUAUUGUGAGUAAUGAUAGCUCAGAUAGCGAUGAUGAAUUACAAGAACCCAAAGGCACUGAAAAUGAGGAUGUUGCAAGGGACUAUCAAAAUGAUAAUCAAGCAAGUUGGGUCCAUCGUAUGCUAAUGGCCUUGGUGAGUGACUCAGCUUUAUUCAACACCAGAGAAGGACGGGCUGGGAAGGUGCACAACUUCAUGUUGGGCUUGAAUCUCAAUACAUCCUACCCACUGUCUCCUUUGAGAGACUUUACCACACAGGAAUCCGUGGAUGAUGAUGAACUGGAUGCAGCUGUAACAGAUCCUGACGAGUUUGAGCGAAUAUAUGAGCCUCUGGAUGUCAAAAGUAAAAAGAUUCAUGUAGUGGACAGUGGCCUCACAUUUAACUUGCCAUACCCCUUGAUCCUGAGACCUCAGAGAGGAGUUGAUCUCAUCAUCUCCUUUGACUUUUCUGCAAGGCCAAGUGACUCUAGUCCUCCAUUCAAGGAACUUCUACUUGCAGAAAAGUGGGCUAAAAUGAACAAGCUCCCCUUCCCAAAGAUUGAUCCUUAUGUGUUUGAUCGAGAAGGACUGAAGGAGUGCUAUGUCUUUAAACCCAAGAAUCCUGAUGUGGAGAAAGAUUGCCCAACUAUCAUCCACUUUGUUCUGGCCAACAUCAACUUCAGAAAGUACAAGGCUCCAGGUGUUCCAAGGGAAACUAAGGAAGAGAAAGAAAUGGCUGAUUUUGAUAUUUUUGAUGACCCCGAAUCACCAUUUUCAACCUUCAACUUUCAAUAUCCAAAUCAAGCAUUCAAAAGGCUGCAUGAUCUGAUGCACUUCAAUACCCUGAACAACAUUGAUGUGAUACAGAAUGCCAUUGUUGAAAGCAUUGAAUAUAGAAGACAGAAUCCGUCUCGUUGUUCUGUUUCCCUCAGUAAUGUUGAAGCAAGAAGAUUCUUCAACAAAGAGUUUCUAAACAAGCCCACAGCAUAGUUUGGGUACUGGAAAGGGCAGUAAUUUCUGAUGCUGAGACAGUUUGAAAUUCCAUGACAACUGGAUUGACGAGCACAGUACAGAUAACAGUACUGAUCACAACAGACUGGCUGAUACUCCAAGGUGCAGUGAUUUAGCUGCAUGAGAAUAAUACCCUUAUAAGUUUGUUAGGUUGACAGAUGAUAAUGAUGAUGCAAAAAUAUACUUAGCUGCAUUUUCUGUCAGUAUGAGUUUCCUGAUGCAAAUGUGGGGACAUAUACUAUAUUUUUAGACAUUCCUCACCAACUGUCUUAUGUGUCCUCUUUUUAAAAAUGUGGUUCCUUUUUAGAAUAUUUAAUAGUUCAGUCUCAAUAAGUAAGAUUUUGCAUUGUGUGUGACUGUUCUUCACUGACUGGAUUUAUUCAUGUCAUGAGACAACACUAUUUUUUAUUUAUAUAUGCAUUUCAUACAUAUAUGAAAUAAAUCUAUAUGCAAAUUAGCAUGAGAUAACAACUGGGUUUUUGUUUAUUAUUCUUAAUGAGAUAUUGAUUGCACUGUUACCAUGAAAGAUUCUUAGAUCCAUGGCUUUCAAACACAAAAGUUCUUAAUCCUAAACCCAAAUGUGAAACUUACCAUUUUAAAUCAUGGUUAUUUUUCUUAAAAGAGAAAGUAUGUAUAAUUUGUUUAGCAAAUGGUAUAUAUUUAUUCAGCAAGUAGAAAAAAGAUGUAACUACUUCUAGUUUAACAUUUUACUUUGCUGAUAUUAUGCUGGACUGUUUAUCCACCAGGAAGUAGGUGACCUCAGUGAAAAGCCAGAAGAAUGGCAAGGGCUGUAUCUGCAAGACUUGUCCUAGGGACAGUCUGUAUCACACAACCGUGGCUUCUGUUACUGUUAAACUGCUAAGUUCCGAGUUGGUGUUAUAAACAUAAGGGCUUCCUCAUUCUUAUUUUUUGAAUUACUUUUCUUUAAGCUCUCUGUUCAUUUGUCUUUUUUUCUGUGACCUUUCAUUUACAUUUCUUCCUGUGAAGAAAGACAAAAAGACAAUACUAAAGAAGAAGAGAACGCUUGAAAGUUUAUUGUUUCAUUGGUUGAUUUAUGCAUAUGACAAAUGGCUGCCCACUCCAGGCCAUCAGACAUGUUGCAGGACCUGGGAAUACAGCAGGGGACAAAACUGAUGAAAGUGUCUGCCCUCAAGGACCUUGCAUUCUAGUGGAGGUGACCAACAAUAAACAAGAUAAAUAAGUUUCUAGAAUGUUAGUGAUAAGUGCUGUGGAGAAAAUUAAAGAAGGGAAGGGAGGAGAUGGAAGUGUUGGGGGUGUAUAAUGUUAAAUGGGGUCCUGAGGCAGAUCGUAAUGAGACAGUGACCUCAGAGUACAGAUGUGAAGGAGCUGAGGGGGCAGGACCUGUGGAUGUUCAAGGGAAGAGCAUUCCUGACAGAGGGAACAGCAAAUGCAAAAGCUCUGAGGUGGAGCGCCAAGCACAUUCCAGGAACAGAGAAGAGACCAAUGUGUCCAGAGCAGAGUGGGAGGUACAAAAACUUACCUUUCACUUAUUUGUUCUAAACAUGGCAAUACUGUUUAUAAUUAAUUUGUCCUUCAAAAUACCUCUGUAAAAUAACAAGACCAGAGAAGUUAAGAGACUUGCCCAGGGUUACUAAAGGUAAUGUCAGCCAGAGUCCUAUGCCCCUGAUCUUGUCGCGUUUGUAUCACAAUCUACAGUGCUUCCUAGAAACUAAUUAGAUGAACACUUUAAAGACUAAUGAUUAUAAAGCUGGAAUGAUAAAGCCUAUAAAGCCUUCCCUUUGUUCCCAUGCUUUUAGUUUCUUAACUACAAUAGCACAGGCUUCUUGUCUAACUCAGCAUUGCCAAUGUGUUCAUUUCUGUAUUUGCUAGAGCUCUGAUUUUAUAAAAACACACAUUUGGAUGGCAAACUAAAUCUAUAAAUUACUUUUUUCAUUCUU
Diceros bicornis minor is the source of this 4337-nucleotide messenger RNA. RefSeq names its product phospholipase A2 group IVA (gene PLA2G4A). Gene Ontology annotation, molecular function: calcium-dependent phospholipid binding; calcium ion binding. Gene Ontology annotation, biological process: glycerophospholipid catabolic process. The coding region runs from base 148 to 2397 and encodes 749 amino acids. NCBI's taxonomy places the organism in Eukaryota, Metazoa, Chordata, Mammalia, Perissodactyla, Rhinocerotidae. The record is from RefSeq and is a predicted model, not a curated record. The transcript is spliced from 18 exons. Gene Ontology annotation, cellular component: nucleus; cytosol; endoplasmic reticulum.